Messenger RNA from Hypanus sabinus (Atlantic stingray), 4429 nucleotides. It is a transcript of the gene acsl4a, whose product is annotated as acyl-CoA synthetase long chain family member 4a. Gene Ontology annotation, cellular component: lipid droplet; endoplasmic reticulum; plasma membrane. The transcript is spliced from 15 exons. Gene Ontology annotation, biological process: long-chain fatty acid metabolic process; long-chain fatty-acyl-CoA metabolic process; neuron differentiation. The record is from RefSeq and is a predicted model, not a curated record. NCBI's taxonomy places the organism in Eukaryota, Metazoa, Chordata, Chondrichthyes, Myliobatiformes, Dasyatidae. Gene Ontology annotation, molecular function: arachidonate-CoA ligase activity. Bases 1696 to 3828 code for a protein of 710 amino acids.
UAAGCUUGAUCUGGGUGGACUUAUUCACUCCGGCUCUGAAAGCCGCUUUCACUAAUCUUGUGGUUAAACGGCCGCGGAUACUCCCAUCGUGACCGGCGGUGGAGUGAACUAAUCCGAGCCACGUUCUAAAGCGGAACACUGUUAACAUUGCAAGUAACACGAUGUCCUAAAGUGGAAGAGCCAGUCACCGGCUCCCGUACUGUACAAGAGGUGGCUAGAAGUUUAAACCAAUCCAAAAGUACAGGAACUGCCAAAGGACCUGAAGAGUUACCAAAGGACCCUUGUAAGUACUUGAACAGCUCGUAGAAAUGUGCUUGUUCACCAGAAUAGCUCCUUUACAGAGAGACCAUUAGCUGUUUGUACAAUGACCCUGGAGGACCUUCACCUGGAAAUCAAGAUGCAAUUUUGUUAAAUAAUGUUGAUAACUGUAUUUUAAAUGUUAAGCAACAAGCAGUAGAAGUGACUUGCUGUUGCACCAACUCAGCCAUAACCUGUGCAGUUAUUUUACAGCCUGUGAGAAUUGUGUUGCUUUAUUUGAACUACAUGCUAGAAUCGCCCAGAACCUAAAGUCCAGAAUUUAGACAACUUUUUUCAUGUGUGCAUUGUGAGGCACCUUGAUAUUAUUGAUGCAGUUGCUGUAUAACUAGAGGUGGAUGUGCUCAAUGGUGCUGUGGUCUGUCAUUUUAGCCCAUGCAUUUUUUCCUCUCUGGAACUCUGUUAAUGAAGUUUUUUCUAUGAAUGUUCUUCAAAUUGCACAGUGAUUGUCAGGAAUGCUGUUUCCUUGUUUUUCUGACUGGAUUAUGGUCAUGUAUAAGGAGAAAUAACACUUUACUGGUGUACUUAAAUAUUUUUGUUCCCUACUUUGCAUUUACUUUUCCUUUGGAAGAAGCCAAAAUUGCCAGUGGUUUAGUAUAUACCAGUUCAUCUCCAGACACAGUGUGCAGUUUGUUGUUCUAGAUCUUAAACAAUUUCCCUUUAGCUUUAUUUUGUCAAAGCAGUGCAGAGCAAACUGCUGAACUGAUCUUAAAAGGGAAGGCCACGAGGUGGGGGGGGGGGAGGUGUGCGUGUGUGUGUGUUUGCAAGUUAACAUAGGAAGUAAGAGCUUCAUGUUUUGAACUGUGUUCUGUGUGGCCCACUUGGUGACUCGAUGUCUAACUGGACUCCAUCAGCACAAGUUUCUGAACUGAUGGAUUCACAUUCACUGGAGGCAUGUAUGGGAAUUUACAUCUGACUGCUUCUGAAUGGGGAUGUUAAAGAGACAUUUUGUAUGAGUACAUGCAGAAAUGUGUAUCCUCAGCUUAUCAAUUAUAAGGGUUUUUGCCCCGCUAGUCCUUCCUGUGCAUGCCUCUGAAUUCACUGCAUCAUAUCACUUUAAUCUUUUCACUGCUAAAUGUCUGUAUUAGUUAGUAUGUUAACCAUGGUACUAACUUGUCCGAUUUCUCUUUCUCCUGCUCUCCAUUUGUUGUGAACUGACCAGUGCCUGCUCCUGGCUUAUAAAAUGGCGGUGUAGCUUUUGCUUUAGCAUCUUUUCUCUUUCCUGAUCACGCCACACUCCCAGCAUUGCUUUAGUUGUACUGCAACUUCCGGAAGCUGAGCCGAGAAGCGCAGUCAGUUGACAUUGAGAGACAUUCAGUGGAUUCUAGAAAGCUUCUUGCCUCUGGGAUUCCUAAAACUUGGAGGAGAAACAAAUCCAUCAUGAAACUUAAACAAGAGGUGCCCCACAUUUUCUUGCUUCCUGUCUACUUACUGAUGUGGUUAUACACAGUGCUCACCUUUGUCCCAUGGUAUUUCCUCUCUGAUGUAAAGAAUAAAAAGGCCAUGGCAAAACGAAUCAAGGCAAAGCCUCUAUCUGAAAAACCUGGCAGUCCAUUCCGCUCCGCCGACCACUUCGACUCCCUCGCCAGAGUAGACUUCCCUGGGCUGGAUACGCUGGACAAACUCUUCGAAGCAGCUGUAAAGAAGUUUCAGAAGAACAAUUGUUUGGGUACGCGGGAGAUGUUGAGUGAAGAAAACGAAGUUCAGGCCAACGGUAAAGUGUUUAAGAAGCUAAUUCUCGGGGAGUAUAAAUGGCUAACCUACGAGGAAGUCAAUCACCACGUCGAUGCCUUUGGCAGUGGCCUCUCUGCAUUGGGACUGAAGGCAAAGGAUAUGAUCGGUAUCUUCUGUGAAACUAGGGCUGAAUGGAUGAUUGCAGCUCAAGCCUGCUUCAAGUAUAAUUUUCCACUUGUGACUAUUUAUGCCACCCUUGGAGAAGAUGCUGUAGCUUAUGGACUAAAUGAAUCUGAAGUAACUCAUCUUGUCACAAGUGUGGAGCUCCUUGACUCAAAGCUGAAGAAUGUACUACCAAAAAUUCAGAAUCUGAAGCAUAUCAUUUAUGUGGACAAAAAGACCAUCAAUACUUCAGGAUACCCGGAGGUCCUUCAGAUUCACAGUAUGGCUUCAGUGGAAGAGCUUGCAGCCAAGCCAGAGAUAUUGGACACAACCCCUUCCCGGCCCACCCCAUCGGACCUAGCAGUCAUCAUGUAUACGAGUGGGUCUACGGGUCGACCAAAGGGAGUGAUGAUGUUGCACAGUAACUUAAUAGCGGGAAUGACAGGCCAGUGUCAAAGGAUACCUGAGCUGGGACCCAAAGAUACAUACAUUGGAUAUCUGCCAUUGGCUCAUGUGCUAGAACUCACUGCAGAAAUCUCCUGUGUUGCUUAUGGCUGUCGAAUCGGUUACUCGUCUCCCCAAACAUUGUCUGACCAGUCAACCCGGAUCAAAAAGGGCAGUAGAGGGGAUUGUACUGUCCUGAAGCCAACACUGAUGGCAGCAGUCCCAGAAAUUAUGGACCGAAUUUAUAAGAACCUCAUGAGCAAGGUGCAGGAAAUGAACUACUUGCAGAGAACCAUGUUCAAACUCUGUUACGAUUACAAAUUGGAACAGAUCAAAAGGGGUUACGACGCACCUCUUUGCAACCUGUUAUUAUUUAAAAAAGUAAAGGCACUGUUGGGAGGAAAUGUUCGAAUGAUGCUGUCUGGAGGUGCACCUCUUUCCCCGCAGACACAGAGGUUUAUGAAUGUGUGUUUCUGCUGUCCAGUAGGUCAAGGCUAUGGCUUGACAGAAACAUGUGGAGCUGGUACCAUCACCGAAGUAUCGGACUACAGCACGGGAAGAGUUGGAGCUCCACUUAUCUGCUGUGAAAUCAAGCUUCGGGACUGGGAAGAAGGAGGAUAUACCAAUCAUGACCAGCCAAAUCCAAGAGGAGAAAUUCUGAUUGGUGGGCCGAACGUGGCAGUGGGGUACUUCAAAGGAAGUGCAUCCAAUGAUGACUUUUUUGAGGAUAGCAAUGGUCAGCGUUGGUUUUGCACGGGGGAUGUUGGCGAAUUCCACCCAGAUGGCUGUCUACAGAUCAUUGAUCGAAAGAAAGACUUAGUAAAGCUACAAGCUGGAGAAUAUGUGUCUUUGGGCAAAGUUGAGUCCACCCUGAAGAGCUGUUCACUCAUUGAUAAUAUAUGCGCAUACGCAAACAGUGAGCAGUCCUAUGUGAUCAGUUUUGUGGUGCCCAAUCAGAAGAAACUGACUGCUCUCGCUGAGCAGAAACAAAUUCAGGGAACUUGGGAGGAAAUUUGCAAUGACAGCAAGAUGGAGGCGGAGGUUCUAAGGGAGAUCAAAGAGGCAUCAGCUUCCAGUAAACUGGAGAAGUUUGAAGUCCCCAUCAAGGUGCGUUUGAGCCCAGAGCCAUGGACACCAGAAACGGGGCUGGUAACAGAUGCCUUCAAGCUCAAGCGGAAGGAACUGAAGAACCACUACCUCAAUGACAUUGAGAGGAUGUACGGAGGGAAAUAGACCCUUAUAACCCCUGGAUAAUAUUUUCCUGGUGCCUGCGGCAUAGUGUACCUAUAAAUUAAAUGUCAGUGAAUGAGUGACUCACUUUAAACAUAAAUUGAUGAACCAAAAGAAGAAUGUUCUGCUUCAUGAUUAUUCUCCAAUGUACUCAAUCUUACUUGAAAAGAAUCAAAUUGAUAUGUAAGAUUGUACCAUCUACCUGCCUUCUGCUAGUGACCAUUGUCCUUUUGCAUGUUGGCUUUUUGAACUAUUGUUGUUUUUUUUUUACCCCACUUUUGUCGUUAAAUAAGGACCACUGGUUAUAUCAGUAUGUACAAGGGGUAGAGGCAAGGGUUGAGUUUAUCAUUGGUGUAAGUAAUCAUUCUUUGUUAAAACAAGACCUCUUAAAAGAGAAAAAGGAUACUUCUACUGACCUUGAUCUUCAAGUCCCCUAGUCAGGUGAUGUCAUCACAGUUUUUUGUUUGAUGCGAUGUUUGCACUAUAACUAUUUUGUAUUUGUAUUAAACGUUACAGGAAAACGAAAUCCCAAAAACAUAGUUGUUACUAUUCAUAGCAGUCUACUUCAUUUAAUGCCGUGAUCAGAGGCAGAUUUCACUUUCUU